AUGAUUCUAAAUCAGAAAAAGCUGCAAUUCCUGGGAGUCUGUGGAAUUUUCAGAGAAACCUUCAGAUUAAUCUUCACAGCUACAACAAUCUUCUCUCAAAUCACUCUCGCUUUCAUUCUCCCUCUUUCUCUCCUAAUCUUCGCCCUCUCUCAGACUUCUAAUCUAUGGAGUAUCCAUUCUUUGCCCUUCAAUUUCACUCUCUUCUUCUUCUCCGCCGUCUUCUUCUUCCUCUCCACUUCGACCGCCGUCUUCUCCGCUGCCUCCACUUUCACCGACCGCGAAAUUACGUUCUACCACUUGAUCCUCAUCGCGCCUAAAGUCUGUAAGCAACUUCUCAUCACAUUCCUCUGUUUAAUCGUCGAUUUCCUCGCCUUCAAUUUCUUCGCUCUUUUGGCAAUUACGCUGAUCGACAUCGCAAUUUUUCUCCUUCUCAACUACGGAUCGGUCGAAUUCCUCACUCAGUUGCUGAUUCUGUUUCUUUCUGUUGAGGCGUUCUAUUUUGCCCUAAUUUGGCAAAUCUCGAGCGUUGUCUCUGUUCUCGAAGCGGAUUCGUAUGGAUUCGAGGCGAUUGCUAGAAGUAAGGAAGUGGUGAAGGGGAAAAUGGCGAUGGCUUCGAUUCUUCUGAUUCUGAUUGGUUUCCCUUUCGGAGGGAUUGUGUUUGUGCUUCGUUACGUGGUUGUUGUUGAAUCGGAGUUGGUGAGAGUGGGAAUUUUGGGGAUUAUUUGGAUGUAUUCGUUUAUGAUGUUCUUGUUGAGUGGUACUGUGUUGUAUUUUGUGUGCAAAUUGUUUCACGGCGAGAGCUUCGACGAAUCGGCUCUUUCUGAUCAUCUUCAAGGUUAUUUGCCGAUUCACUCUGAAUCGUUCAAGGUUGAAGACGAUGAUGAAGAUGAGAAAUCCCUUGUAGUCUAA
Molecule: messenger RNA, 909 nt
Organism: Benincasa hispida (wax gourd)
Lineage: Eukaryota; Viridiplantae; Streptophyta; Magnoliopsida; Cucurbitales; Cucurbitaceae
Source: RefSeq, a predicted model, not a curated record